UGCUUCGAGCUGUCGUUGCCGUUGCCGAAGCUGCAGGUCGCGAUUGUGCGAAUUGUCCAAAUAGGGCCGCAAUUGUACUUUUUGCUUAAUUCAGCGGUUUUUGUUGAACUUGGCAAAUCAUAGGAAUGUUUGACAAUUAGGUACAUAAGCUUAGGAAGACUGUUCGUGUGCUUCUCUACUUGAAAGUUUUGUGCUUUCGAUCUUAUUACUGCACAGAGGGUAGAAGAGGUGUAGAAAUCCAAUAUGGCUGACUUAGAAGCGGUGCUGGCUGAUGUCAGCUAUCUCAUGGCGAUGGAGAAGAGCAAAACCACCCCGGCAUCUAGAGCAAGUAAAAGAAUUCAACUACCUGAUCCAAGUAUCCGAUCUGUGAUGACAAAAUAUUUAUGCGAAAGAGGACUUGUUACUUUUGAUGAAGUUUUUGAGCAGCAUAUCGGAUAUAGAUUAUUCAGAGAGUAUUGCAAUGAACUUGACAUGCCACCUCACAUGAAAUUCUAUGAAGAGAUUCGAGCGUACAAGGAAACUGAUGAUGACGAAAGCAGGAAAGAAUUAGCAAAGUUGAUUUACGAUGAAUACAUCAUGAAAGAGUUACUGUCUUGUUCAUACGAUUUCACAAAAAAAGCAAUGGAUCAUGUCAGGGACAAGUUGAUGAAAGAAGAACAUCCAUUGGAUCUUUUUAAUCACUACAUUCCGGAAAUCAAGAAUAAUCUCAACAAAAUACUUUUUCAACAAUUUCUUGAAAGUGAGCAGUUUACAAGAUAUUGUCAAUGGAAGAAUCUCGAACUUAGUUUGCGGUUAACAAUGAAUGACUUCAGCGUCCACAGAAUCAUAGGUCGUGGUGGAUUUGGUGAAGUCUAUGGGUGUAGGAAAGCUGAUACUGGUACAAUGUACGCAAUGAAAUGCCUUGAUAAGAAACGAAUUAAAUUAAAGCACGGAGAAUCACUGGCAUUGAAUGAGAGGAUGGUUCUGCAAAUGCUUGAUUCUCCAUUCAUCGUAUGCAUGACUUACGCUUUCCAGACUCCCGAUAAACUAUGUUUUGUACUGGACUUGAUGAAUGGUGGCGAUAUGCACUACCAUCUCACACAACACGGAAUGUUUUCAGAAGAUGAGGUUCGAUUCUACGCAGCUGAGAUCGCUCUGGGACUCGGCCAUAUGCAUUCAAGGGGGAUUGUUUACAGGGAUCUGAAGCCGGCAAACUUACUACUUGAUGAAAAGGGUCAUCUGAAAAUAUCAGAUCUUGGUCUUGCUUGUGACAUCACAAAGAAGAGGCCACAUGCAAGCGUAGGCACACAUGGGUACAUGGCUCCAGAGGUCAUCAGUCGAAAUGUUUCGUACGGAUGUGGAGCAGAUUGGUUCUCAUAUGGAUGCACGUUAUUUAAACUAUUGCGAGGACAUUCACCUUUCAGACAUCAUAAAACUAAAGAUAAAGGAGAAAUUGACAGAAUGACGUUAACUACAGAUAUCAGGAUGCCGGAAAGUUUUUCUCCUGAUUUGUCAGAUUUUCUAUCAAGACUUUUGAAAAAAUCAGUCAGUGAUAGACUGGGUUGUGGAGAGACUGCAGUGGAGGAGAUACAAAACCACCAUUUCUUCAGUGGAGUAGAUUGGGGACAAGUUGAAGUUCAAAAGUACACACCACCUCUAGUGCCACCUAGAGGCGAAGUAAAUGCUGCUGAUGCUUUCGACAUCGGAAAUUUUGACGACGACGAAACGAAAGGAAUUAAAUUAACAGAAGAUAAUCAAGCCAUUUAUAAAGAUUUUGAUCUGACUGUGUCAAGUCGAUGGCAGGCUGAAAUAUGCUCAACUGUGUUUGACAUGGUCAACCAUGAAGCAGAUAAAAUCCAAAUGAAGAAAAAAUUGAAAAGUAAAUCAGUGGCCGAAGGAGACACUGAUUGCAUCUUAUAUGGUAUUGGAUAUAAACUAGGAGGCCCGUUUUUAACAAUGUGGCAGAAGCGUUGUCUUUUAUUGUUUCCGAAUAGACUUGAGUGGAGAGAUUUGGAGAGUUCCUCGUUCUCUCUACCAUCAAGUCAGAAGAACUUGAUAGUAUUCGAAGAUGUUUUAUCUUUAUCCGAGACUUCGGUAAAAGGUUUCAAACAAUGCGUUCAACUUGGAAUGAAAGAUGGAAAUAAAGAUAUUGUCUUCAGAUUUGAGUCCGAGCCUGAAUUUGUACAAUGGAUCAAAGACAUUGGUGUAGCAUGGCAUGAAGCGAAUUUACUAAUGAAGAAAGGACCAAAACUAAUCGCAAGUAAAAGAUCUGUUUCAGAAGAAGCUAAUUAUAAUAAGGCGAUAUUGGCAGCCCAGACCCGAGUAGCGACGAGCAAUGCACUGAACCACACAAAUUUACCAACAUAUCGGCAUAAACUUGUAUUGACAAAUGAAAAAGAUGAAGGGUCAACGAACAGCUAGAUUUAAUGAGUGAGCAAAGACUUUAAAAAGACAACAACUUCAAAACAUUCCAGGGUUUUUAGUCCCAGGAAUAUAGUAUGGAUUCGUUUAAAAAUCAAAAAAACGCCUCAAAACUAAUUUCUUGGGGUCUUGUCUGUGGCAAGGAAUUAAUAAAUCAAUUUCUUCCUGAGAAUGAAUAAAUUUUCGACAAAAAGCUGCCACGAUGGGUCACAGACUCUGGUUAUGUCGUGGGGAUGAAAUGUUUCCUGUGGUGUGUAUCAAAUUUUACGCCAUUAUAUUGACUUAUGGGUACAAUAAUUUAUAGACAGAAUUUGUAUUUCUAUGGUCUGCUUAAUAGAGGAUCAUGGAGGCUCAUUAACAAUAAAAUAUAAAGCUAACACAGAACAGUAGUACUGCACUUGAUAAUAAAACCUUUUGAAAUCAAAAUUUUACCUCAAAGAUCCCUGGUUUGGUUAGGUCAUUGAUCAAAGCUGCGGUAACAUUAUAAAUUUAAUUGGCUAUUCCAUACUGGAUUCUGACCUACCUAAACCUGUUGGAAGGCAUUUGAACGGCUGCUCCUUGGAAGUGAAAUUGUUUAGCACCUCAUACUAAAUGAAAAGCAAUAUAUUUUCCUUGUUAUGUGACUUUCAUUUCUUUGGGCUACUAUUUCAAUAUGCUUCUAUCGAGAGGCAUCUGGCUUCUUCACUACUAGCAAGUCCUGAACUAGCAGCCAUCAAUUUUAUAUACAGGGUUGCCCCAAACCAUGCUGAUGGUUAUUGAUAAUUAUUCUAAGUUAUUAAGUUAAUUAACUGCUACCCUACUUUUCAUCCCGCAAACAUUGCUAAUAUGUGUUUAUGGUAGACUAGGAUCAUUCCAGCUUGACAUAUCCAACAGAACAUUUUUUCUCCCUUUUUGGGGUGAUGAAAUUGGGCUUGAUUUUGA
Styela clava is the source of this 3321-nucleotide messenger RNA. NCBI's taxonomy places the organism in Eukaryota, Metazoa, Chordata, Ascidiacea, Stolidobranchia, Styelidae. The record is from RefSeq and is a predicted model, not a curated record.